UUCAGUUCUUUCCGCGUCGCCUCUCGGCUGUUUCCGCCCAGCUCCUUUGUGCCGCGCAGAGCGGCGAGACGACGCAUGCGCAGAGCCGCCGCCGCCGCGUAUAUAAGCGCGAAGCCGGCCUCGCCGCUCAGUGCCGCCGGGACCGUUGGCAAGGGAGGGUGUGCGGCAGCUCCCGUGUGACUCGAGCCCUGGGCGCCGCGAGCGAGCGAGCCGAGCACGCGGGCCGAUCAUCAUGUCUCGCUACGGGCGGUACGGAGGAGAAACCAAGGUGUAUGUUGGUAACCUGGGAACUGGUGCUGGCAAAGGAGAGUUAGAAAGGGCUUUCAGUUAUUAUGGUCCUUUAAGAACUGUGUGGAUUGCCAGAAAUCCUCCGGGAUUUGCCUUUGUGGAGUUUGAAGACCCUAGAGAUGCUGAAGAUGCUGUGCGAGGACUGGACGGGAAGGUGAUUUGUGGUUCCAGAGUGAGGGUUGAACUGUCAACAGGCAUGCCUCGGAGAUCACGUUUUGAUAGGCCACCUGCCCGGCGUCCCUUUGAUCCCAAUGAUAGAUGCUAUGAGUGUGGCGAAAAGGGACAUUAUGCUUAUGAUUGCCAUCGCUAUAGCCGCCGAAGAAGAAGCAGGUCACGAUCUAGAUCACACUCUCGAUCCAGAGGAAGGCGAUAUUCUCGCUCACGCAGCAGGAGCAGGGGACGGAGGUCAAGAUCAGCAUCUCCUCGACGAUCAAGAUCUGUGUCUCUUCGUAGAUCACGAUCAGCCUCACUCAGAAGAUCUAGGUCUGGUUCUAUAAAAGGAUCGAGAUCCCGGUCGAGGUCAAGAUCAAGAUCCAGGUCUAUUUCGCGACCAAGAAGCAGCCGAUCAAAGUCCAGAUCUCCAUCUCCAAAAAGAAGUCGUUCCCCAUCAGGAAGUCCACGCAGAAGUGCAAGUCCUGAAAGAAUGGACUGAAGCUCUCAAGUUCACCCUUUAGGGAAAAGUUAUUUUGUUUACAUUAUUAUAAGGGAUUUGUGAUGUCUGUAAAGUGUAACCUAGGAAGGAUAAUUCAACCAUCUAAUCAAAAUGGAUCUGGAUUAUUACUCUGUAAAUUCACAGCAGUAAGAUAAUAUAAAUUUUUGUUGAAUGUAUUAACAUCCUAUGGUCUGAAAAUGUGGGUUUUUAUUUGGCACAUUUAAAUAAAAUGUUUCUAACUAGAUUUUUGAUUUGUGUUCAAUAUUGAUACUUCUUGAUUUGGUAAGCAUCGGAGUCAUGUCAUAAUUGUUAACCAUAUUCAUACAGACCUACUAUUCAAAGUUUAAUGAUGCUGAUUAAGUCUUGAACAUCAGUAACUGUUCUAUACGUAACACUUGGCCAGGAUCUUAAGGGACUGAAAAUUCCAUUUUACUUGUAGUCUUUUGGGCGAGAUGAUCCUGAGUCCCCUGUAACAGUAUGAUUGCAUCAUGACAAAUCCCUAAAUUAACUAAACUAUUUGAAGUUGGUGUUACUAGUUUUAGUCACCCUAGUAAUUAAUGGUCAAGCUAGAGGGACCGCUGAUUUGCCUAUAAAUAAGCAUGAGCCGGAACUAAGCAAAGCUUAUUAAAGUAAAUGUGGUAUGAGAAGUAGGGAGAAACUGAUUUCUGGAGGCUCUUUUAGGAACUAAUUGCAGUUUUUCAGGAUGUUAGAUGGGAUAGUGUCAAAUUAGAACUCCGUAUCUUGGGGAGUUUUUUGUUUUCAAUUUUAUACCAAAAAAAUGCAUGUGUGAGGAAUUGUCUGAAUUUGAGACAAAACAUCUUCAUGUAAACCAGCUUUGCAAAAUUUUCCAGCCCACAUACUCCUCUAUUUCUCCAAAUGGAUUGCCUUAUUCUGAGCAAAGACCUGUUCGUUGUCAAGCUAGGUUUGUAGUUCCCGACCAUCAACAUUCUAUUUUGCCAGGCUGGUGCAAAGUAAUUAAAGAUGUUAAUCAGAAAUGUUCAUGAGACUUAAGUGGUUUUGUAAAUUUCACUUAUAUUUAGCAAUACUUCAUUCAUGUAGCUAAAUUUUUUUGGUAGCAUCUGGUAGACCUUAGAAUGUAUAGCCAGUAGGUUCUUUAUUCAGACUUUAAAUAAUCCUAAGAAUAGUAGAGCAGUAACAGUUACUUUUGAGUUUUCUGGUCAAGCUUUAACCAGGCAUUCUCUAGCCUUGG
This is a messenger RNA of Carlito syrichta (Philippine tarsier), 2150 nucleotides long. It is a transcript of the gene SRSF7, whose product is annotated as serine and arginine rich splicing factor 7. Lineage: Eukaryota; Metazoa; Chordata; Mammalia; Primates; Tarsiidae. Gene Ontology annotation, cellular component: nuclear speck. The transcript has 8 exons. Bases 233 to 940 code for a protein of 235 amino acids. The record is from RefSeq and is a predicted model, not a curated record. Gene Ontology annotation, biological process: mRNA splicing, via spliceosome. Gene Ontology annotation, molecular function: zinc ion binding; RNA binding.